Messenger RNA from Cladocopium goreaui, 9585 nucleotides. The record is from the annotation of a GenBank genome assembly. NCBI's taxonomy places the organism in Eukaryota, Dinophyceae, Suessiales, Symbiodiniaceae.
AUGUUCGUGCUGGCGGUCGUCGGGGGCUUCCUCGUCUCGCUCGUGCGUUACGGGCCGGUCAAGGCGGGGGAGAUCACCUACCGCACGCUGACCGGCGGCGUCGCCGAGUUGACGCGGAUCUCGCCGCGAAAGGUCCUCGCGCUCGCCGGGCUGGCGAUCAAGGAAUCGCUGCGUCGACGGGUGCUGGUCGCCUUGGUCGUGUUCGCCGGCAUCCUGCUCUUCGCGAGCUGGUACCUGCGGACGGACAACCUCGAGCCGGCGCGGCUCUACCUCAGCUUCGUGCUGACGGCGACGUCGUACCUGAUCCUGCUGCUCUCGCUGUUGUUGGCGGCGUUCAGCCUCCCCAACGACAUGAAGCAGAAGACGAUCUACACGAUCGUCACCAAGCCGGUCCGCCCGGGCGACAUCGUGUUGGGCCGGAUGCUCGGCUUUAUCGCGAUCGGCACGAUGCUGCUGGCGGUCAUGGCCGUGGCGAGCUGGGUCUUCGUGCAAGGCUCGUUGGCGCACGAGCACACCGUCGAGAGCACGCUGACGCCGCUGCUCGGCCCCGACGGUGAACGGGUUGGCCAGCAAGGUCGCACCUCGUUCGACCUGUUCCACCGGCACGACCUCGCGGUCGACUCCGACGGGAUCGGCCUCAGCGACGCGGCCAACGGCCACUGGCACGAAGUCGACACCGAGGGCGACCGCCUCGUCGUCGGGCCCGCGACCGGCUACCUCCGCGCCCGUGUGCCGCAGCGGGGGAAGCUGCAGUUCCUCGACCGGCAGGGCGUGCCGGUGGCGCGCGGCAUCAGCGUCGGCUACGAGUGGGGCUACCGCAGCUUCAUCCAGGGGGCGAGCCAAGCGGCGGCCAUCUGGACAUUCGACGGCGUCACCGAGUCGACCCUGAUGGAGUUUGAGGACGGUUCGGGGCUCUACCUGCCGAUCGAGUUGAUCGUCCGCGUUUACCGUUCGUACCAGGGGAACAUCGAGCAGGCGAUCCAGGGCACGAUCCAGCUCAGCAAUCCCGAGACCGGCGUCAAAACGAUGCUCGAGGUGUUCUCGGCCGAGGACGCAAAGGGGGUCAACUCGUUCGAGUUCGCCAACGAACAGACCAGCACCGAUCAACAAGAAAUCACGAUUCUUGACGACCUCGUCACCGACGACGGGCGUAUCGAAGUGGUGGUGCAGUGCCUCGACCGAGGCCAGUACUUCGGCUUCGCCCAGGCGGACUGCUUCCUGAGGCGGCCGGAGGGCUCGCCGCUGUGGAACUUCGUGAAGGGGUACCUGGCGAUUUGGAUGCAGAUGGUGAUCGUUGUCGCCGUCGCCGUCGCGGCGAGCACCUUCCUCAGCGGUCCGAUCGCGAUGGUGGUGACCGUGGCGUUCAUCCUGCUCGGCUUCUACCGAGACUUCUUCGUCGACAUCGCCUUGGGCGACUCGUACGGAGGCGGCCCGGUCGAGUCGCUGGUCCGAUUGGUGACCCAAAUGAACGUCAUGUCGCCGUUCGACCGGACGCCCGCGGUCGACGCGAUGAAGGCGGUCGAUUACGUGCUUCAGCAAGCCAUGCAGGCCGUCUCGUACGUGCUGCCCGACUUCAGCGCCUACCUGGGCCGCGUGAACUUCGUUGCCGAGGGCUUCUCGAUCCCCGGUGACGCGGUGUUGCGCGACCUGACCGUCUGCCUGGCGUACGUUGUCGGCCUGGCGGUCGCCGGUGGCGAAAUGAACCAGCGCAACAGUCUCACCCGGAAGGUCGCCUACGGCGUGGCGAUCGUGCUGCUGCUGUUCCCGCUGUCGUACCUCAGCGCGCCGGCGACGGUCGCCGAGCCGGGGGGCAAGCUCGCGCAGCUCCGCACCGCCAACCAACUCAGCCAGGCCGACCUGGGCGAGAUCGACCCCGCGAGCGAGACGAUCAAGCUGGCGACGCUCGGCCUGCGGGGCCUCGCGGUGAACCUGCUGUGGGACCGUGCGACGCACUACAAGAAGGUCGAGGACUGGACGAACCUCGCCGCCACGCUCGAGCAACUCGCGAAGCUGCAGCCCAACUUCGUGACGUUCUGGAAGUACCAGAGCUGGAACCUCAGCUACAACGUCUCGGUCGAGUUCGACGACUACAAGGACCGUUACUACUGGGUGCGACGCGGCAUUCAGUUCCUUCAGAAGGGCGUCACGUACAACCGCGACAGCCCCCAGUUGCUGUGGGAACUCGGCUGGGUCCUCGGCCAGAAGAUCGGCCGCUCCGACGAGAAGGUGCAGUACCGCCGGCUGUUCAAGGCGGACGAGGAGUUCCACCCGGAGGACCGCCCGCCCGCCGACCGCGACAACUGGCUGGUGAGCAAGGAGGCGUACCUCGAGUCGGUCGCCGCCGUCGACGAGCGCGGCAAGAGCCUCGGCAAGAAGAGCCCGAGCAUCUUCUACUCCAGCCCGUCGAAGUCGCAGAUGAACUACUCGGCCGCGAUCGAGGACGAGGGUCUGUUCCAGAAGGCGGUCGCCGGCUGGGAAGUCGCCGAACGCGAGUGGCGCGAGUUCGGCAACCUGCAGAUCGAGCACUCCACCGGCAAGUUCAUCCGCUUCAACGACGAGGAUGACCUCACCGAGCGCGUCGCGGAGCUCAACGAGCAGCUCAAAGCGAUGGGCGAGGACGUCGAAGCCAAGGCGCAGGCCGACGCCCGCGCGUCGCUCACCGACGCUCAACGCGAGGCGUACGACACGCCGGCGGAAGAUCGUACCGACGAGCAGAACGAGCUGUACUAUCAAGCCCGCAACGCCAUGAAGAUCGACGCGGCGAAGCUCGCCGCGGUCGUCGCCCAGAUGUCGCCCGAGAAAGAGCGGCAAGCCCGGGAGCUGGCCGCCGAGUUGAUGGACACGGAGCAGUCGCUCCGCUUCGUCCGGGCCUACAAGGGCACGACGAACUACGACUACUGGGCGACCCGCUGCGCCUUCGAGCAGACCAAAGCGGCCGUGACGGCGCGCGAGCUCGUCUUCCGCGCUCGGCGCCUGUUCCGCGAGGAGGGCGACCCGGUUGGCGCCAAGGAGGCUUACGAGACGUCGUUCAAUCGUUGGGCCGAGGUCUUCGAGGAGUUCCCGCAGCUCAAGGACGGUGAGGACACCACCGGCGACGACGUGAUGGUGUUCAUCUACGAAUUCAAUCGCGUUCUUGAGCAACUCGACGAAGAGAUCCCCGACGACUUCCCGCUCUGGGAGAUCAUCGAGUCGUUCGACUCGGAGGGCGAGUUCACGCUGCAGCUCCGCGAGCGCGAGCAGGCAGCGUCCGGCUCCGACGCGUCGGCCGCUGCUAGCGGCGGCGAGGAACCGGCGUUCGACGAGACGCCUGCCGCCGAGGCCGGUGCGGACGCUAGAGUGCCCGCCGUGCGAUUCUCGCGACGUCUGUUCGCCGCUGCUCUUGCCGCCACCGCGGCCGCCGCCUGGUGUUCGCCGCAAGCCGGCGCGGAGACCUCGCUCGCCUCGCGUCUCGAACUCCGCCUGCUCACGGAGCGGGGGCCCGACCGCGAGCCUGAGCCGACGGUCGUCACGGCCGUGGCGAUCUCGGCCGACGGCACGCGUGUGCUCGCUGGCGGGGACGGCCACCGGCUCCGCGUCUGGGACGCCGAGAGCGGCGCCGAGCUGGCGACGCUCGACGGCCACGGCGACUGGGUCCGCUCGGCGUGCUUCUUGCCCAAAUCCGACCGGCUCGCCUCAGUGGCGGCCGACCAUUCGCUCCACGUGUGGGCGACCGACGCCACGCCGCGUCGCCUCGCCGAACGUCGCCUCGCGGACGGCGCGUUGCAGGCGGUCGCCAUGCACCCCGACGGGCAUCGACUCGCCACGACCGGCUUCGGUGACGCCUUGCGUCUCUUCGACCUCGACGGGCCCGCGGACGCGAAGCCGACCGAGUACGGCUGCGCCUGCGAAGACACCCGCGCCGUCGCUUUCUCGCCCGACGGGCGGUGGAUGGCGGCCGCGGGACGCAACGGAGUGGUCCGGAUGUGGGACCUCGUAGCGAGUGGCGGCCCGCGUGACCUGCCGUCCGACGGCCGGCGCGUCCGCGCGCUCGCCUUCUCGCCCGACGGCGAGACCCUCGCCGCCGGCGGUGACGGCCCCGCGGUGCGGCUGUGGCGGGUCGACACGCGCAACGCCGCGUUCGACGACGCGACGAUCGCCCCGGACGAACUGCUGGUGCGGCCCGGCAAGGUCCACUCGCUCGCGUUCCUCGACGACCGCACGCUCGCCGUCGGCGGGACACGCAACACGAUCCAGCUCUGGGACGCCGAGACCCGCUCCGAGCGCGGCUCGCUCCGCGGCCACACCGGCACGGUGGCGGCGCUCGCCGCUAGCGAAGACGGCAGGCGGCUGGUGAGCGGCUCGUUCGACGCGACCGUCCGGGUCUGGGACGUUGACCCGACCCGGUUGCCCGCCGCUAGCACCGCGGCUCGGGUCGCCCCGGACGCCGGGGCGAACGCAGUUUCAAGGAGGAAACUCGUGGGACUCAUCAGCACGCUGUUCCGCCGUCCGUCGCGUCCACUGGCCAAGGCGCCCCGCCGCAGCGGAGUUGAGCCGCUCGAGCAGCGCCAGAUGCUGGCGGCGGACGUGCUGCUCGGCGCUGUCUACUACGAAGAGUCGACCGGCGAGGACACCCAGCCGGACAUCCUGCACGUCUCGUUUGUCGGCGGAGCCGAAGGGACGACCCUCGAUCGUCUCGUGAUCAGCGGCGACAAAGCAGGCGACGGCUUCACGGUCAACGACGUCUUCUUCGACAUCGACCCCGCGCAGCCGGGCGACUUCGCACCGGUCGGCUUCUCGCUCGUGGAGUCGGAUGGGUUCGAAGUGACCGGCGUGUCGGUCUCCGACGGCAGCACCGACAUCGUGUUCACCUUCGACGGGUUCGACGCGGGCGAGACGCUCGUCUUCUCGAUUGACGUCGAUGAGUUCGACCAGGUCGACCCGACGAACGGCGACCCGGUCUUCAACGCCACGGCCGAAGGCGCCGAAUUCCAAUUCAGCAACAUCGUCGGUGAUUUCUCCGCCCCCGGCCACGUUGACCUGCAACUGAGCGGAACGUACUACGACUUCUUUGACGACCUGCGUGUCGACGCCGAGUCGGACACCGGCCUGUCACUAGGCGACCUUCCGGACGACGACUACGAGUCUCAAGAGGACGACCCGGUCCGCACCGCCGGCGCCGUCGCCCACGCGCCGCAGCUCGAGCUCGCGACGCUCUCCGGCUUCGUCUACCACGACCGCGACGACGACGGCCUCCGCGAGCCGGGUCAGAGCGAGGAGCCGAUCGCCGAUGUCACCGUCGAGUUGCUCGACGCGUCGGGCGCCGUGAUCGGCGCGACGACCACCGACACGAACGGCUUCUACGAGUUCGUCGACCUCGAGCAGGGCGUCUACAGCGUUCGCGAAACGCAGCCCGCGGGCUGGUUCGACGGGAAAGACACCGCCGGGUCGGAAGGGGGCACGGUCACCAACGACCUCAUCUCGUUGAUCGACCUCGAUUACGGCGAGCACUCGGUCAACAACAACUUCGGCGAGUUGCUGGGGGCGACGAUCGGGGGCCGCGUUCACGCGAUGGACGGGCCGGACUGCGACUUCGACAACCCGGACGUGCUGCUGGAAGGGGUGACGAUCGAGCUCUUGAACCCGGCCGGGCAGGUGAUCGCCACGACGACGACCAACGCCCAGGGCCGCUACCAGUUCACCGGCUUGCGCCCCGGCGAGUACCAGGUCCGCGAGCGCCAGCCCGAGGGCUACUACGACGGCGGCGAGCGGGUCGGCACGGCGGGCGGAACGCUGUCGGACGACCUGAUCUCAGGCAUCGUGGUGGGCUCGGAAGAGAACGCGACACAGUACGACUUCUGCGAGCACAUCGGGGCCGAUCUCUCCGGCUACGUCUACCACGACCGCUCCAACGACGGGAUCAAGGACCCGGGCGAGGAGCCGAUCGCCGGCGUGACGCUCAAGCUGCUGAAGGACGGUGUCGAUACGGGCCGGACAGCCGUGACGGACGCCAGCGGCUACUACGAGUUCACGAACCUCGACCGGGGCAAGUACGCGGUGAUGGAGAUCCACCCGGAGGGGUGGAUCGAUGGCCUGGACACCGAGGGCAACCUGGGCGGCUCACCGGACAACCCCGGCGACAUGAUCAGCCAGAUCAUGCUCGACUACGGCGACGACGCCGUGGAGUACAACUUCGGCGAACUCCUGCCCGGCAGCAUCGCGGGCCGUGUGCACGCCUCGAUGGACGGCGAUUGCGACUUCGACGACCCGGACGUGCUGCUCGAAGGGGUCACGAUCCAACUGCUGAACGCCGACGGCGAACAGAUCGCCGAGACGACGACCAACGCCCAGGGCGAGUACCUCUUCGACAACUUGCCGCCCGGCAAGUACAGCGUCCGCGAGAUCCAGCCCGAGGGCUUCUACGACGGCAGCGAGCGAGUCGGCACGGCGGGCGGUGUCCUGUCGAACGACCUGAUUUCGCAGAUCGACCUCGGCUCCGAGCAAGCGGCCGUCAACUACGACUUCUGUGAGCAUGUCGGCGCGCGGCUUUCGGGCUUCGUCUACCACGACCGGUCCGACGACGGCAUCCGCGACACAGGCGAGGAAGCGAUCGCCGGGGUGACCAUCGAGCUGCUCGACGCGUCGGGCGAGGUGAUCGGAACGACGACCACCGACUCGGCUGGCUUCUACGAGUUCGUUGACCUGACCGCGGGGAUCUACACGGUUCGCGAGACCCAGCCGGUCGGCUGGUUCGACGGCAAGGACACCGAGGGAACGACCGGCGGCGUGGCGACCAACGACCUGAUCUCGAGCAUCCCGCUCGAAUUCGGUGACGACUCGCAGAACAACAACUUCGGCGAGUUGCUGGGGGCGACGAUCGGGGGCCGCGUUCACGCGAUGGACGGGCCGGACUGCGACUUCGACAACCCGGACGUGCUGCUGGAAGGGGUGACGAUCGAGCUCUUGAACCCGGCCGGGCAGGUGAUCGCCACGACGACGACCAACGCCCAGGGCCGCUACCAGUUCACCGGCUUGCGCCCCGGCGAGUACCAGGUCCGCGAGCGCCAGCCCGAGGGCUACUACGACGGCGGCGAGCGGGUCGGCACGGCGGGCGGAACGCUGUCGGACGACCUGAUCUCGGGCAUCGUGGUGGGCUCGGAAGAGAACGCGACACAGUACGACUUCUGCGAGCACAUCGGGGCCGAUCUCUCCGGCUACGUCUACCACGACCGCUCCAACGACGGGAUCAAGGACCCGGGCGAGGAGCCGAUCGCCGGCGUGACGCUCAAGCUGCUGAAGGACGGCGAGGACACCGGCCAACGCGCCGUCACCGACGAGAGUGGUUUCUACCAGUUCACGAACCUCGACCGGGGCGAGUACUGCGUGAUGGAGGUCCACCCCGAAGGGUGGAUCGACGGCCUCGACACCGCGGGCAACCUGGGCGGCGAAGCCACCAACCCGGGCGACAUGAUCUGCGAGAUCACGCUCGACUACGGCGACGACGCCGUGGAGUACAACUUCGGUGAACUCCUGCCUGGCAGCAUCGGCGGCUUGGUGCACUCGUCGACCGAGCCGGACUGCAUCGACGACCCCAACGCGAUGCCGAUCGCCGGCGUGACGAUCGAGCUGCUCGACGAGUCGGGCGCCGUGAUCCGUACGACGACGACCGACGCGGACGGCCGCUACCUGUUCGACAACCUGCCGCCCGGCAAGUACGGCGUCCGGGAGAUCCAGCCCGAAGGUUACUUCGACGGCGGUGAGAUCGUCGGCGAGAAAGGCGGCGGCGUCUCGGACGACUUGUUCACCGGCAUCAACGUCGGUUCGGCCGAGGACGUCCGCGGCUACCACUUCUGCGAGACGCCCCCGUCGGCGCUCGCGGGUUAUGUGUUCAUCGACGGCGCGCCGAUCGUGCUCGCCGCGGGUCAGACCCUGCCCGAAGACGUCUCGCCGCUCCGCGACGGCGUCCGGACGAGCGACGACACGCCCCUGGCCGGGGUCGUCGUGCGACUGGUCAACGGCGCGACGGGCAACCCGUUCUACCGCGUCGGCCCCGGCGAGAGCUUCGAGGACGUGCCGGAAGGAUUCGCCGGCAUCGAGGUGCUGCCCGGUUACUACGAAGACGGCGUCUUCGAGGUGCUGACCGACGCGCGGGGCUACUACGAGUUCAACGGCCUGCCCAGCGGUUCGUACGCCGUGGUGGAGAUCGGCCCGACCGGGCUCGCGGACGGCGUCGACACGCCCGGCUCGACCGGCGGCGUGGCGGUCAACCCGGGCGAUCCCGACACGAUUCCGAUCCGCCGCUUCGAAGAGCGGUUCGGCAACGACGUGCUGUUCAACAUCCCGCUGGGAGUUGGCGAGUUCUCGGUCGAGAACAACUUCAGCGAGGUGCGGACGACGCCGCUCAUCCCGCCGACGCCCGAAGACCCGCCGCUGCCGCCGUUCGUUCCGCCGACGGCCAUCACACCGGGGCCGCCUCCGGCGCUCUUCCCGCUGACGAUCCUCGACGACCCGCUGCCCGAAGGCUUCGGCGGGUCCGACCCGGUCGGUGGUUACACCUGGCACCUGAGCGUCAUCAACGGCGGUCAGCCACGCGCGGUGACUGAGAACGAAGCGCGGAUGCUGCUGACCUCGCAGUCGGAGGCGUCCGACGAGUGGGACGGCGCCGACCGCGACGAAGAGGAGCUGCGUCGCGCUCGCUGGUUGCUCUUGGCGAGCGACGUCGAGGGCGCCGAUCUCAGCGAGUUGCUGUUCGGCAUCGAUGCGGCGAUCCCGGUCGCGGGCGACUGGGACGGCGACGGCGUCACCGACAUCGGCGUCUUCCUCAACGGCGAUUGGUACCUCGACCUCAACGGCAACGGCCGCUGGGACCGCGACGACCUGUGGGCCAAGCUCGGCACGGGCGAGGACCUGCCGGUGACCGGCGACUGGGACGGCGACGGCAAGACCGACAUCGGCAUCUACGGCCCGGCGUGGGCACGCGACCCGCACGCGAUUCGCCACGAGCCGGGCAUCCCCGACGUCGCCAACUGGCCGACGAACCUCGAGGACGAGGACGGCGAGCCGAAACUGAAGAACAUGCCGCCAAUCGAAGAAGAGGCGACCCUCGGCGCCCGACUGAUGCGGCAGCCGACGCAGGCGAUCAAGCAGUUCGCUCGACGCGCCGACCUCAUCGACCACGUCUUCCACUACGGCGCCCCGGGCGACGCCCCGGUGGCGGGCGACUGGAACGGCGACGGCCUGCGGACGAUCGGCGUCUUCCGCGACGGCCUCUGGACGCUCGACACGGACGGCGACGGCCGUCUGGAAACGACCGAUCGACAGGUCGUGCUCGGCCAGCCCGGGGACAAGCCGGUCGUGGGCGACUUCGACGGCGACGGCGUCGACGACCUGGGCGUCUAUCGCGGCGGCGAGUGGCUCACCGACCUCGACGGCGACGGCGAGCUCGAAGCGAUGGACGAGGCGUUCGCCCGCGAUCAGACGACGCCGACCGGCGAGCCGAUCGUCGGCGACUGGGACGGCGACGGCCGCGACGAGCCGGGUGUCUACACGCCCACCGGCGAGACGGCGCCGGCCGAAGAGGUCCGCGUGUCGCAGCGCCAGGCGGGGUGA